UGCUGGAGAACGGUUAUCGGUGCGAGUUCGUAUUGCCACACGAGUUUUCGCGAUCGCGAUCCCCGUUCGGUGUGUGAAUCUAACAGCCGUCGAUCGAAAUACGAAAUCCCUUCAAAAUGAGGGUUCCGACGAUGCUGUCCGACGUAGAGGAGCUGCCCUCGGUGCAGCUGGGCGAUUACGUGCUCCGGUUCGAGCUGGAAGAUCUGACGCCCUUCGGCAAGGAGGUCGCGAAGAGCGAGCUGCGUGAAACGCCCGAAAUCCGCGAUGCCUCGGUCGCCGAGCUUCGGAAACUGCUUCAAGAAGUGGAAGGCCUGGUGGUGCCCGUGGAUAACGAUGACUGGAUGAUACGGUUUCUUCGACCGUGCAAGUUCUACGCCAAAAGUGCCUGCGAGCUGAUCCAGCGGUAUUUCCAGUUCAAGAUCAAACACUGGGACAUGUACAAUGAGCUCAUGCCGUCGAAGGAGGCCAACAUCUUCAAGCAGAACAUCCUGGCCGUGUUUCCGAACCGCGAUCAGUUGGGACGCCGUGUGCUGCUGCUCGAGCUGGGCAAAAACUGGAAACACAAAGAGGUCACGCUGGACGAAGUUUUCAAGGGCUGCGUUCUGUUCCUGGAGGCGGCGAUGCUCGAACCGGAAACGCAAGUGCACGGCGCGGUGGUGAUCUUCGAUAUGGACGGCCUGACGCUGCAGCAGGCCUGGCAGUUUACGCCGCCGUUCGCUAAGCGCAUCGUAGACUGGCUCCAGGACGCGGUGCCGCUGCGCAUUAAGGGCAUUCACAUCAUAAACCAGCCAAAGAUCUUCAACAUGGUGUUUGCCCUUUUCAAGCCGAUUUUGCGCGAGAAGCUGCGGAAUCGCAUCAUCUUUCACGGGACCGAUCGCGAGUCGCUCUACAAGCACAUCUCGAAGGAGUGCCUGCCCGCGAUCUACGGCGGAACGGUCGAUGCGCCCCGGGUGCAGGGCGAACAGUGGUACGAGCUGCUGCUGAAGUGCGACAACGAGUACAAGGAAAUCAACCAGUACGGCUACACCAAGCAGAUGGAGGAGCUGCGCAACAAGAAGAACAAAAAGAAGUGAUCGUACCGGACUGGCGUAGCACGGAGAAGCUUCUCCGCUGAUCGGAUCUCAGGCAGAUGCGAUGCGUGAUGUGAUUCUACAUACACAAUUACAGUUACAGCACAUAAGCACACGUUGUUUACCACCGCCGACGCACUGAGCCUAUGCUCUGGGCCCCACCACCUACCAUCACCGACAAAACGGAGCCGAUUACAAACCGAUCCGGCUCCCUCCCACCUGGAGCGGGGCUGGCCCGCGUUUUGCAUCCCCGGUGCUAGCUUUUCCUCGUAUUUUCAAUCACUGGUUAUGGGUUUCAGCAGGCAGUAGGAAACUUACUGGGGCAACCUGGCAAGUACACCGAGGCAACCGAGCACCUUUCUAGUUUAAUAAUGGCCGCGCGAACGCGCAAAGACAUUAGUGGCGUGAUAGGAUAUGUUUCCUUUUUUUAAACUAACCGAGCACACAUUUUCCUUCAAACGACAGUGCAAAUGGUGCAAAGACUGUCCGAGUGACCAAGUAAGGAGUUUUAAAAGUUAUGCUAACAGCAGUAAAGGUUAGCUGAGGCAAUAAAGAAAGUUUAAAGUGUUGGAGGAAGAACAA
Anopheles cruzii is the source of this 1652-nucleotide messenger RNA. Its product is annotated as retinaldehyde-binding protein 1-like. The transcript has 5 exons. The record is from RefSeq and is a predicted model, not a curated record. Gene Ontology annotation, molecular function: phosphatidylinositol bisphosphate binding. Bases 117 to 1073 code for a protein of 318 amino acids. Lineage: Eukaryota; Metazoa; Arthropoda; Insecta; Diptera; Culicidae. Gene Ontology annotation, cellular component: membrane.